AUGCUCAUCGAUGGCAUUCAGUCGAAGGUUGAACGGUAUUGGAGGUACCGUAUAGCUGUUCUCCAUGGAGUGGCACUUAUUUUUGCGUGGUGGGUGCUCGGAUCAUCGGCAAUUCUCAUCGCCAGAUUUUUCAAGCCGUUGUUUCCUCGAAAGAAACUGCUUGGCACUGCUGUCUGGUUUCAGCUACAUCGUGAUCUAAACGUAAUCGCGCUGAUCCUCGAAGUACUUGCCGUCUUUUUCAUUUUCUGGCAAGCAAGCUGGGUGUGGUACGAAUGCUCAUAUAAAUGUACUCUUGAGGACUUUUCGAAGAAGAUGCACGCCAUCACAGGAAUGAUAGCAAUGGUACUGGCACUAUCUCAGCCAUUCCUCGCCAUGCUACGA
Molecule: messenger RNA, 381 nt
Organism: Strongylus vulgaris
Lineage: Eukaryota; Metazoa; Nematoda; Chromadorea; Rhabditida; Strongylidae
Source: the annotation of a GenBank genome assembly